GACAAGCGUGUGUCUCCGUUACAUUAGAGUUUCAGCUGUUAGUUUUGUCAACAUAGUUUCGGGUUUUCUUUCCCAUCCUUGCUACGGAUAUAUCCAGCUAUGGAUAUGGACAGUGCCAGUUCAGUGGUGCUGCAGGCCUUAACCCAAGCAACCAGUCAGGAUACAUCUGUGUUGAAGCCUGCCGAGGAGCAGCUUCGCCAAUGGGAGACCCAGCCAGGCUUCUACUCAGUCCUUCUGAAUAUCUUCAGUAACCACAUGCUGGAUGUAAAUGUCAGGUGGCUGGCUGUGCUGUACUUCAAAAAUGGCAUCGACAGAUACUGGAGGAGAGUGGCACCUCAUGCUUUGUCAGAAGAGGAGAAGACUUCUUUGCGAGCUGGUCUCAUUGCAAACUUCAAUGAGCCUGUCAACCAGAUAGCAACCCAGAUUGCAGUACUGAUAGCAAAGGUUGCCCGCCUGGACUGCCCCAGGCAAUGGCCAGAGCUCAUCCCUACUCUGCUUGAAUCUGUGAAGGGUCAGGAUGGCCUGCAGCAGCACAGGGUGCUGCUAACUUUCUACCACGUCACCAAAACCCUGGCAUCGAAACGCCUGGCGCAGGAUAGACGGCUUUUCCAAGAUUUGGCGUUUGGCAUCUACAGCUUUGCCUGCUCCUUGUGGAACCACCAUACUGACUGCUUUCUCCAGCAGAUCUAUGACAGAGCUGAGGCUGCUGCACUCAGCUCACUAGAAAGGACACUGCUCUCUCUUAAAGUGCUUCGUAAAUUGACAGUCCAUGGAUUCCCACAGCCCCAAGAGAAUAUAGAUGUGAUGGGUUUCUUGAAUGCAGUGUUUGAAAGGCUAAAACAGUUCUUGGAAUGCAGUCGACAGAUUGGUCAAGAGAGUAUAUGCAGAGAAAAACUGGAGAAGACGAUCAUACUCUUCACGAAAGUGCUGUUAGACUUCCUAGAGUACCAUCCGUGUGCAUUUAUUCCUCUCAUCCAGCGAUCCCUCGAAUUUGCUGUCAGCUACGUGUUCACACCUGUUGGGGAAGGAGUGACCUUUGAACGCUUCAUUGUCCAGUGCAUGAAUCUUAUCAAGAUGAUUGUAAAGAAUGAUGCAUACAAACCUGCCAAAAACAUAGAUGACAGUAAACCCGAAAGUCUAGAGGCACACAAGAUCAAGACAGCAUUCUUUUCACAUCCCACGCUGACAGAGAUUGGGCGCCGUCUUGUCUCUCACUAUUUCCUACUCACAGAUGAAGAAUUGGAAAUGUGGGAAGAGGAUCCAGAGAGCUUUGCUGUUGAAGAAACAGGUGGUGACUCCUGGAAAUACAGUCUCCGGCCUUGUACAGAAGUAUUAUUCCUGGACAUCUUCCACAAUUAUAGCCAGACCCUGACACCUGUGCUACUGGAUAUGGUUCAGAAUCUUCAAGGCCCAACCAAUGUAGAAGCCCCUGUUCAGUUACUCAUGAAGGAUGCAGUAUAUAAUGCAGUGGGAUUGGCAGCCUAUGAGCUAUUUGACAAUGUCGACUUUGACCAGUGGUUCAAGAAUCAACUUCUGGGGGAACUCCAGGUCACCCAUCACAGGUACAAGUUGAUUCGCCGAAGAGUUAUCUGGCUAAUAGGACAGUGGAUCUCUGUCAAAUUCAAAUCUGACCUUCGGCCUUUACUCUAUGAGAUUAUCCUCAGCCUCAUGCAGGAUCCUGAUUUGGUGGUUCGAAUUGAGACUGCUACAACCCUGAAGCUCACUGUCGACGACUUUGAGUUUCGGACAGAACAGUUUCUUCCCUACCUCGAGUCCAUCUUUGGACUGCUCUUUCGGUUGUUGCAGCAGGUGACAGAGUGCGACACAAAAAUGCAGGUGCUUCACGUCAUUUCCUGUGUCAUUGAAAGAGUAAACAUCCAGAUCCGCCCAUAUGUCGGCUGUCUGGUUCAAUACUUGCCCCUGCUGUGGAAGCAAUCCGAAGAACACAACAUGCUACGAUGUGCCAUACUCACCACACUCAUCCACCUAGUCCAGGGCCUGGGAGCAGAAAGUAAAAACCUGUACCCCUUCCUUCUUCCUGUCAUUCAGCUCAGCACUGAUGUUUCCCAGCCGCCACAUGUAUAUUUGCUGGAGGACGGACUAGAACUUUGGUUGGUGACUUUGGAGAACAGCCCAGCCAUCACCCCAGAGCUGCUCCGAAUAUUCCAGAACAUGUCAGCUUUGCUGGAGUUGAGCUCAGAGAACCUGCGCACCUGCUUUCAGAUAGUUAAUGCCUACCUGUACCUGUCUGCCACAGAGUUCCUGCAGAACUAUGCCCAGUCAUUAUGUCCAUCCUUGUGUGAUUUACUGAAAGACACCACAAAUGAAGGACAAGUUCAAGUACUUAAGGUAGUAGAAAUAGCUUUAAAGGUUAGCCCCCUUCUGGGUGCCCACAUGUUCCAGCCCCUGCUGCCAGUGGUCUUCAGAGGUAUUGUGGAUGGUGAGAGAUACCCAGUGGUGAUGUCUACCUACCUAGGCAUUAUGGGCAGAGUCUUGCUUCAGAACUCCAGCUUCUUCUCGACUUUGCUUACUCAGAUGGCCUCUGAGUGCAACCAGGAGACAGACCAGUUGUUAGGCUGUGUGAUAGAGAUGUGGGUAGACCGCAUGGAUAACAUCACUCAGCCUGAGAGAAGGAAGCUGUCUUCCCUGGCUCUGCUUUCUCUCCUGCCAUCUGACAACAGUGUGAUCCAGGACAAGUUCUGUGGCAUUAUUAAUAUCUGUGUGGAAGCACUACAUGACAUAUUGACGGAAGAUCCAGACACAGGCACUUUCAAAGACUGCAUGCUGAUGAGUCAUUAUGAGGAGCCAAAGCUAAGUGAUGAUGAGGAGCCACCUACUGAGCAGGACAAGAGAAAGAAACUGUUGGCCCUGGAGGACCCUGUGCACAGUGUUUCUCUCCAGCAGUUUGUCUAUGAAAAACUGAAGGCCCAGCAGGCCCUGUUGGGAGACCAGGGUUUUGGUGUCCUGAUGGAGACCGUCGACACCGAGCUUGUCAGGCAGCUUCAGGAGUUUCUCCAAGGCCUUUGAAUCACAUCCUUCAGUACCUUACAUGGCUAUCUCUGCCGAAUGCUACCCUCCCCUUGUUUUGAAAUAUAUUCUGGAAAGGCUGACAGGCUGCCCGGUGUGAGUACUCGCAAUCCAAACCUUCCCAACCUCUACCCAAUGCUUUGCCUUAUCUGUAUUUAGACCUAGCCUUGUCUACUCAUGCCCCUCAAGCCCUUUUCACUAUUAGUUUUUUUUUUCGGGGGCGGAGGGGGGGGGGGCGCGUUUGGAACACCCUAAUUGGAAUGGAUGGACUAUUGAAGGAGCAGAAGAAGAUUAAAAAGCAAAAAUCAUUUCCUAAAACAGGAGCCUCAGAUUGGUUUUGUUUUGUUUUUGGGGGGGGGGGGGGGGGGGGGUGUUCUUUAUCAGACAUAUGUGGAUUGAAGCUGAAAUGUUGCAAAAUCUAACCUGAAGGACUGAAGCAGUGUUUACAGAACACAUUCUUAAGGGGGGGGGGGGGGGGGGGGUGUAAUUUUGUAUGUAUGUACAUUACGGAUGAAAUACAUUUUACUGUUGCUUUUUUUUUUUUUUUUUUUUUUUUUUUUUUUUUUACAAAAAUCAUAGCAAGGGGUCAUGUUGAAGUAACUACUGAGAGAACUAGAAAGUCUUUUUGUUUAGGUUUUGAGUUCGGUAUGAGGAAAUUUUGUUGACUGUAAAUGGCUGUUGUUGGGGGUUUUUUGGGGCGGGGGGGUGAUCUUUUUUUAUGGAUGAUUUGUAAGAGUGAUGAACUACAUUUAUAUGUAUAUACAUACUGCUGCUAAUUCAUGGUGUAUCAGAGCACUUUAACCAAAAACUGUUUCAUGUGUUUUUGUCGGUACACCUUCUCACAUCACUUUACUACAAAGGGUCGAAUGACUUGGAUUAGAAAAGCAAUAUUAAAUGAAUGAGA
Messenger RNA from Thalassophryne amazonica, 3931 nucleotides. RefSeq names its product importin 11 (gene ipo11). The coding region runs from base 100 to 3027 and encodes 975 amino acids. Gene Ontology annotation, molecular function: small GTPase binding. Lineage: Eukaryota; Metazoa; Chordata; Actinopteri; Batrachoidiformes; Batrachoididae. Gene Ontology annotation, cellular component: cytosol; nuclear envelope. The transcript has 30 exons. Gene Ontology annotation, biological process: protein import into nucleus. The record is from RefSeq and is a predicted model, not a curated record.